ACACGUUUCCACUUAUAAAAGCCCUUCAGAUUUUAUAUUAUGUCAACAGUCAGAUUUAAUGUCGUCAAAUGUAUCGGGGAAAAGUGAUUACCCGCAGAUACUGAAACUGGCGAUUUAUACAAGACAAAACAUGUUGAUUACAUUAGUGAAAUAUCUCCCGAAUCUUUGUGGAGUACCGAUUUCUUAUCAUACUAUUAGCAUUUAUUAUAAAAAGGUCCCCGCUCUACUCAUUGUGUGUUAUAUUGUGAAAGACACAACAAAUAAAGUUAUACAAUAAUAUAAACGAAAUCUCAUAGGAAUUAUUCGGAAGAAUGACUCCUAUUAUUAUCGGACUUUUUUGUGUGGCCGUCGGUGUAGUCGGAUCUCCUUUACCACGUACACAUUCAAGACACUAUUCACAUCAAUUAGAAUUUGUCUCGAAAGCGGACUGGGGAGGCAGGCACGCUACUUCGGUCACCAAACUAAAAACCCCCGUCCCUUUGGUGGUGAUCCAUCAUAGUUACAUCCCCGGCGCCUGUUAUACGAAGGCAGCAUGUUCUGCUGCAAUGCAAUCUAUGCAAAACGCACACCAAAUCACCAAUGGCUGGGCUGAUAUUGGUUAUAAUUUCGCAGUUGGUAGUGAUGGGAGAGUAUACGAGGGGCGUGGUUUCAACCGCUUGGGUGCGCACGCGGUUGGUGUUAACGUAAAGAGCAUUGGUAUUGUCCUAAUAGGAAAUUGGGUCUCGGAAGUUCCUCCGAGAGUGCAACUGGAAUCUGCUCAAGCAUUGAUUAAAUUGGGAGUCGACCUCGGCUACAUCAGUCCCGACUACAGCCUGAUGGGCCACAGACAAGUCGGAUCCACCGAGUGUCCCGGGGGCGCACUCCAAAAGGAAAUAUCCACUUGGCCCAAAUUUCAACCAAAUAGGGAAUUCCACCUGACAUGACACUAACGAUUACGAUGAGCAAUAAACUGGUUUAACUACUUAUUUAAAUAA
Molecule: messenger RNA, 974 nt
Organism: Danaus plexippus (monarch butterfly)
Lineage: Eukaryota; Metazoa; Arthropoda; Insecta; Lepidoptera; Nymphalidae
Product: peptidoglycan-recognition protein LB-like
Exons: 5
Coding region: 312-923 (203 amino acids)
Biological process (GO): innate immune response; peptidoglycan catabolic process
Molecular function (GO): peptidoglycan binding; zinc ion binding; N-acetylmuramoyl-L-alanine amidase activity
Source: RefSeq, a predicted model, not a curated record